Chrysochloris asiatica (Cape golden mole) is the source of this 3711-nucleotide messenger RNA. It is a transcript of the gene WDR11, whose product is annotated as WD repeat domain 11. The coding region runs from base 46 to 3711 and encodes 1221 amino acids. Gene Ontology annotation, cellular component: cytoplasm. The transcript has 29 exons. The record is from RefSeq and is a predicted model, not a curated record. Gene Ontology annotation, molecular function: protein binding. NCBI's taxonomy places the organism in Eukaryota, Metazoa, Chordata, Mammalia, Afrosoricida, Chrysochloridae.
UUCCUGGUUACGGGCCGCAGCCGGGGGCCGCGUCCAGCUUUUGCAAUGUUACCCUAUACGGUGAAUUUCAAGGUGUCAGCCCGCACCCUCACUGGGGCGCUCAACGCCCACAACAAGACGGCGGUGGACUGGGGCUGGCAAGGUUUAAUUGCUUACGGAUGCCAUUCGCUUGUGGUAGUGAUCGAUUCCAAUACUGCUCAGACUCUUCAAGUUUUAGAAAAGCACAAAGCUGACGUUGUCAAGGUGAAAUGGGCCAGGGAAAAUUACCACCAUCACCUCGGCUCACCCUAUUCCUUGCGCCUAGCUUCCGCCGAUGCCAACGGGAAGAUCAUCGUUUGGGAUGUGGCGGCUGGAGUAGCUCAGUGUGAGAUCCAAGAGCAUGCCAAACCUAUCCAGGACGUGCAGUGGCUGUGGAAUCAGGAUGCUUCCCGGGAUCUACUGCUUGCCAUCCACCCUCCAAAUUACAUCGUGCUCUGGAAUGCAGACACUGGUACCAAGCUUUGGAAAAAGAGCUACGCAGAUAACAUUCUUUCUUUCUCUUUUGACCCUUUUGAUCCCUCGCACUUAACACUGCUCACCAGUGAGGGUAUUAUAUUCAUCUCUGACUUCUCUCCAUCCAAGCCUCCCUCUGGCCCUGGGAAAAAAGUGUACAUCUCCAGCCCCCACUCCAGCCCGGCUCAUAACAAGCCGGCUGCCACCACAGGUGCCAAGAAGGCAUUGAAUAAAGUGAAAAUUUUAAUCACUCAAGAGAAGCCUAGCGCUGAGUUCGUAACUCUCAACGAUUGUCUUCAGCUGGCUUAUUUGCCUUCCAAGAGGAAUCACAUGCUGCUACUCUACCCACGUGAGAUCUUGAUCCUGGACCUGGAGGUGAACCAGACAGUGGGUGUGAUCGCCAUUGAGCGGACAGGAAUUCCGUUUCUGCAGGUAAUACCCUGCUUUCAGCGUGAUGGUUUAUUUUGUCUACAUGAAAAUGGUUGUAUCACCUUACGUGUUCGAAGAUCUUAUAAUAGUGUUUUCAGCACUUCAAAUGAGGAGCCAGACCUGGAUCCUGUUCAGGAGCUGACCUAUGACCUCCGCAGCCAGUGUGAUGCAAUCCGGGUGACAAAAACCGUCCGUCCCUUCAGUAUGGUGUGCUGUCCCGUCAACGAGAACGCGGCUGCUCUCAUCGUGAGUGACGGAAGGGUCACGAUCUGGGAGCUGAAGUCGGUGGUCUGUAAUCGCAGUUCCCGGGGCAGCGGCUCUGGGGUGUCACCUUUGUAUUCACCAGUGUCUUUCUGUGGGGUCCCAGUGGGGGUGCUGCAGAACAGGCUCCCAGACCUUUCCUUGGAUCACAUGAUCGGGCAAAGUGCAAUUGCUGGAGAGGAGCCUCCCGAGGGCUCCCCCCUGCAGGAAGUGCACCUCAGGUUCCUGCUGACCGGGCUACUGUCAGGACUGCCCUUGCCUCACUUUGCGAUCCGUAUGUGCCCACCUCUGACCACCAAAAACAUCCAGACGUACCAGCCCCUGCUUGCUGUUGGUACAGGUAACGGUUCAGUGCUGGUGUACCAUCUCAUCAGCGGAUUACUGCACAAAGAGCUGAGCAUGCACUCCUGCGAAGUCAAGGGUAUCGAAUGGACGAGUUUGACUGGCUUUCUUUCUUUCGCUACCUCAGCACCCAACAACAUGGGCUUAGUGAGAAAUGAACUUCAGCUGGUGGAUCUUCCAACAGGCAGGAGCAUUGCUUUUCGUGGUGAACGAAGUAAUGAUGAGCCGCCCAUCGAAAUGAUCAAAGUGUCUCAUUUAAAACAGUAUCUGGCAAUUGUCUUCAAAGAUAAACCUCUGGAGUUAUGGGAUAUUAGGACUUGUACCCUCCUUAGAGAAAUGUCCAGAAACUUCCCUGCAAUAACGGCAUUGGAGUGGUCUCCGUCUCACAACCUGAAGAGCCUGAGAAAGAAGCAGCUUGCUACCCGGGAGGCCAUGGCCCGCCAGACGGUGGUCUCAGACCCAGAGCUGAGCAUCGCGGAGUCAUCUGUGAUCAGUUUGCUGCAGGAAGCAGAAAGUAAAUCUGAGCUCAGUCAGAACAUCUCGGCCCGGGAGCAUUUUGUGUUUACGGAUAACAAUGGCCAAGUUUACCACCUGACUGUGGAAGGCAGCUCGGUGAAGGACAGCGCACGGAUUCCACCAGACGGAAGUAUGGGCAGUAUUACCUGCAUUGCUUGGAAAGGUGACACAUUAGUUCUUGGAGAUGUGGAUGGAAAUUUAAAUUUUUGGGAUUUGAAAGGCCGAGUAUCCAGAGGGAUUCCUACACACCGGAGCUGGGUCAGGAAGAUACGCUUUGCCCCUGGAAAAGGAAACCAAAAACUAAUAGCAAUGUACAAUGACGGGGCCGAAGUGUGGGACAGCAAAGAGGUUCAGAUGGUGAGCAGUUUGAGAACUGGACGAAAUGUGAGCUUUCGGAUCUUGGAUGUGGACUGGUGCACGUCGGAUAAAGUGGUCCUGGCGUCGGAUGAUGGCUGCAUCCGGAUCCUGGAGAUGUCCAUGAAGGCCCCAUGUUUGCGGAUGGAUGAACAAGAGCUCCUCGAGCCUGUGUGGUGCCCGUACCUCCUGGUCCCCAGGGCCGCCCUGGCCCUGAAAGCCUUCCUGCUGCACCAGCCGUGGGAUGGACAGUGCUUGUUGGACAUUUCUCAAGUCGAUUAUCCAGAGAAUGAAGAAAUAAAGGACCUCCUUCAGGAACAGCUGAAUUCACUGUCAAACGACCUGAAGAACAUUUUGCUGGAUCCAGGAUUCACUCUCUUGCAGAGGUGUCUGCUUGUUUCAAGGCUUUACGGUGACGAGUCGGAGCUACACUUCUGGACGGUGGCUGCCCACUACCUGCACAGCUUCUCCCAGGACAAGUCAGCUGUGCGGGAAACUGCUUCCUGGGAAAAAGCCAACACCCCCCUGGAUAUUUGUUACGAUAUUCUUUGUGAGAAUGCCUAUUUCCAGAAAUUUCAGCUGGAAAGGGUGAAUCUACAGGAAGUAAAGCGGUCCACCUACGAUCACACAAGGAAAUGUACAGACCAGCUUCUUCUCUUGGGACAAACAGACCGAGCUGUGCAGCUGCUGCUGGAGACCAGUGCAGACAACCAGCAUUACUACUGCGACUCCCUGAAAGCCUGUCUGGUCACCACCGUCACCUCGUCGGGCCCCUCCCAGAGCACCAUCAAGCUGGUGGCGACAAACAUGAUUGCCAAUGGCAAGCUGGCAGAGGGUGUCCAGCUGCUCUGCCUGAUUGACAAGGCAGCAGACGCCUGCCGCUACCUACAGACCUAUGGCGAGUGGAACCGGGCCGCCUGGCUCGCAAAGGUCCGUCUAAACGCUGAAGAGUGCGCGGAUGUCCUGAAGCGGUGGGUUGACCAUCUUUGCUCUCCGCAAGUCAACCAGAAGUCCAAGGCCCUCCUGGUCCUCCUCUCCCUGGGCUGCUUUUCCAGCGUGGCCGAGACGCUGCACAGCAUGAGGUACUUUGACCGAGCUGCCUUGUUCGUGGAAGCCUGUCUGCAGUAUGGUGUCAUGGAAGUCAACGAAGAGACAGAGAAACUCAUCUCUGCUGUGUAUGUGGAUUAUGCGCGGAGUCUGAAGCACCUGAGCUUUAAACAGGGAGCUGUGCUCUUCGCUUCUAAAGCCGGAGCAGCUGGCAGAGAUUUACUGGACGAGCUGGACUGCCCCCAGGAAGACCUGACCGAGGAAGAGUGA